Colias croceus (clouded yellow) is the source of this 4845-nucleotide messenger RNA. RefSeq lists its product as uncharacterized. NCBI's taxonomy places the organism in Eukaryota, Metazoa, Arthropoda, Insecta, Lepidoptera, Pieridae. The coding region runs from base 126 to 2531 and encodes 801 amino acids. The record is from RefSeq and is a predicted model, not a curated record. The transcript is spliced from 11 exons.
AUUCUCAAACAUUUUUGGCCGUUGUGAUUGUUUUAUUUUAUUUUAUAAUCAUGAAUUAAAUUCUUAUCAAAUGAUCAAGACUGCAGUUUAUCAGUUUUUUAUACAAAUAAAGUAACUGAUUUAGAAUGGAAAAGUUUAAUAGUACAAUUCUGUUAAUAUCCCUUUGUGCAUUAUUGUGGGGUGUGGCCGGUCAAUAUGAGUGGCAAAUACGCGAUAGUUUUGAUGAAGUUCGGGGUAAAAUGGAUAAAGUUAAACCAGACAAUUGUUACAUUACACAUUUAGAUGACCUUUUCUUGCCCGAUGAUUCUGUGUCUCACCAUCCCGAUGUCAAAGAAAUAAACAUUAACCCCGUAUUUCCAAAUCGUACGGCUAUGUUGCAUUUACACAACAUGGUGAUGAAUCGUGCGUUCUUCUGGAGUUACAUCCUCCAGUCUAGGUUUAUUCGUCCAGCGAUUAACGAUACUUACGAUCCAGGCAUGAUGUACUAUUUCCUCUCGUCAGCUGCCGAUGUGUCUUCGAAUCCUUACAUUAACGCUAGUUCUAUAUAUUUUUCACCAAACAUGUCAUAUACAUCGUCAUACAGAGGAUUCUUCAACAAGACAAUGCCGCGAUUUGCGCCCAGAGCGUUCAGAGCUGACGAUUUCAAUGAUCCCGUACAUUUGCAGAAGAUAUCAACAAUGAACACUUUCUAUGUUGAGGAUUUAGGAGCAUUCGAUCCUAAUAGCUUAUCGAAGGAUUACACGUCGGAUUUCUAUCGUAUAAAUGAGUGGUAUCAGAAGUGGUUGCCUGACAGAGUUGACAAAAGGCACGAUACAAAGACAACUUACCAAGUUGAGAUUCGUUACGCAAAUAAUACGAAUGAGACAUUCACAUUUCACGGUCCCCCUGGUAAUGAUGAAGUUCCUGGACCAGUGAACUGGACGAGACCAUAUUUUGACUGUGGAAGGUUGAAUAAGUGGCUGGUGGCUGCAGUAUCUCCUGUGGCUGAUAUUUAUCCCCGACACACACAGUUUAGACAUAUUGAAUAUCCAACUUAUACUGCGGCAGUUGUGAUGGAAAUGGAUUAUGACAGAAUAGAUAUAAAUCAGUGUCCGCCGAGCCAGGGGAAUGAUAAACCGAACAGAUUCGCUUCUACAGCACGAUGUAAAGAAGAAACUACAGAGUGUGAACCCCUCCACGGUUGGGGUUUCCGACGUGGUGGCUACCAGUGCCGCUGUAGACCCGGCUACCGUCUACCCAGCAUCAUCAGACGACCAUAUCUCGGAGAAAUUGUUGAAAGGGCAACGUCUGAUCAGUACUAUAACAACUUCGAUUGUAUGCCUAUUGGAUGGAUCCAACGUCUUCCUGUUCAAUGGGAGAAGGCUCAUCCUUUCAUCAGAGCAAUAUACGCAGAUAGAUAUUACGAGUAUGUGAACGCUACGAGUGGACCAGCAGCGCUACAUACUGAAAGGGUCAAUGUGUACGAAGUACUGAACUUUAUUAGAGGAGUGCAGCCGCAUAAUUGUUCUCUAUAUAAUCCAUCAGACUUAUUCCUGAACGGUGACAUAGCGUUCGGCGCAGAGGAGCAAUUUGAGAACCAAGCUAAAAUGGCCGUGCGUCUGGCUAACUUUAUCAGUGCUUUCUUACAGGUGUCAGAUCCAAAAGAGGUGUUCAGUGGUACUCGAGUGGCUGACAAGCCUCUAACGGAAGACCAGAUGAUCGGUGAAACACUGGCUAUAGUGCUCGGAGACUCCAAGAUCUGGUCAGCUGGUACAUACUGGGACCGUAAUAAGUUCACGAAUCGUACGAUGUUCGCGCCAUUCGCGUACAAAACUGAACUGAACACGAGGAAAUAUAAAGUUGAAGAUCUUGCACGAUUGAAUAAAACUGAGGAGAUGUACACAAACAAACCCUGGUACCAAUUCCUGAAGCAGCGCUGGUCGACCAACUUCGAUAGUUUGGAGAAAUACUUCUUGAAAAUGAAGAUCCGAGACGAUGAGGUGGGACGCUACUUGAAGCAAUAUGAGAGGUACCCCACAUUCUACCGCGCGGCUAACAUUGCUCACGGGCAUUGGACACAGCCGUACUACGAUUGCACGGGGCCGGUCAAACAGUGGGUCGUUACAUACGCGUCGCCGUUCUUCGGCUGGGACAGCGUGAAGGUCAAGCUGGAGUUCAAAGGUGUAGUCGCAGUUACGAUGUCUCUAAUGGCGCUAGAUAUAAACCAAUGUCCGGACAAGUACUACGUGCCCAACGCGUUCAAGAGUACGGACAAGUGUGAUAGGACCUCUUCUUAUUGUGUACCAAUACAAGGUCGCGGGUUCGAGGCCGGCGGUUACAAAUGCGAAUGCCUCCAAGGCUACGAGUAUCCCUUCGAAGACGAGAUCACAUACUAUGAUGGCCAGAUUGUGGAAGCGGAGUUCCAGAACAUAAUUCUGGAUAAACAGACACGUAUAGAUAUGUUUAAGUGUAGAUUGGCUGGUGCAAGUGCUAUACAGAGCAGUUUUAUUAUAGUUUUGACAGUUUUGGUACUGUUGAUCAAGUUCAGGUAAGAGAAAAUGAUGAAUUAUACCCGACUGUGUAGAUUUAAAAUAAGAUAGAAAGAGAAUAUUUAGCACUUACCUUCACGUUAAAAGGAUGUAAUGCAGGAUGUUAUUGUAACAUUGCUUUUUUAUGGAGAAAAAAUGGAUAUAUUUUGUGCGGGAAAUAAACGCCGCACUGUUAUCCAGUGUAAUGUUUUUUGCAUUUAAUUAUAAAUCCUAUUGUAAUAUCUCAAAUAUGACAUUAAAAAAAUGCAUAGCUUCUAUCGCGGGCCUUGAGCGCGGGGACCGAAUCGAGAAAUUCCGUAACGAAAAAACCUCACGCUCCCCACUCCGACGGGCGGAGGUGUGGCUUGAAGGCAUAGCAUGCAAUAGCGCAACCGCGGCAGUCCCCGAGUGACACACGUCAUUUUUGUAGUUUGAUCAAGCCAUUUUGGCGUGCCAAAGACUAACAUACUUUUGAUAAGCACAGUCGGGUAAAGUGACACAGUGAUUUAGUUUUGAAACAUGAUUUUAUUGAUAUUAGGUACAAUUUCUAUGUAAAGUGGAAAAGACAAAUAUAUAAUAAUUAUAUAGUGAUUGAGAGAAUUCAUGAAUUGAAUAAACAAUCAUUUUUUGUAACAAUGGCAGCAUGUACAACAGAAACAUUAGUAAAUAAGAAUACAAUAUAAAAUUGUAUAUCAAGUUUGUACCUUAUUAUGUAUGUUAUUAGAAAAAAAAAAAUGUUUUUAUUCUGAUUUAUAGAGAUUUCACAAAUCUAUAACGAUAGCACAUUUCAUCCUAUAAGUUUUUGAAGUGAAACUUUAUCGGGGUUGGACAAAAAUUUAGUGUAACAUUUUUGCGUUACGCUGUAGGCGUGACAUUUUUGCGUUACGCCGUAGGCGUGACGUUUUCGCGUUACGCCGUAGGCGUGACAUUUUUGCGUUACGCGUCAACUUUUUCAUAUUCCUAAGUUUCACUUCUUACGUGUGUACUCUAGUACACGCACAUAUUUUUUUUAUUAGAACGAAACAAAAUGACUUAUUUUUCCGAAUCUCAGGGAUAUGUUCAUUUGAAUGAUCCAUUUUCGGUGCAGAAUGUAUUGAAUUUUGAUUAGAAUUACGAUUAUUUUAACAUUCCAGUUUUACACAAAAGGCAAUUUGUACUUUUAUGAGACAGAAAACUAGUGCAGUUUUUUUUUGUCUAUUUUGCAUGCAUUUUUAUCGUUAUCGAUGAAGUUUUUGAAAAAUAAUAGCAAAUAAUAACCAUGCGAAAUUUUAUAAAAUCGAUUCAGUAGUUUGACGAAAUUUCGCGUGAUUUGAAAGAUUUUUUAUUUUUUAUCUUUGGUCUUUCAUGUUUAUAAUUAUUGAAACAUUAAAAUGCCUCUUUUUAUAGUGUCGUAAUUUUUAGACUGAUUACAUAUACAUUAAGAAUCUCAUAUUAGAAUCAUGUUAUUAUAAGUGAGCUAUAUCUAAUUGUAUUAUAUUCCUUUAUAUUUCUUAAAAAUAACAAUGUUUACUUUUGUAACAAAUGUAAUUGUAUUAUUUGUAUUUCUAUAUGCAUUUACCGUUGUUUUUUAAUGUUUAUAAUACAGCUACUAGGAAGUAUAAAUUGUGAAUAAGGACUUUUAUGUUAGAAUGACAAAUUCAUAGACAUAGGUUACACGCUCAGUCUGGCGUCAGUUCAGUCCAUCAGUUUGAUCCGGCUUAGACUGAUGCCAGAAUGAUGGAUGAAAAACACGGUAUAUUCUGAACCAUCAGUCCGUCAGUCAACCGGUUAGACGAUAAUAAUUCUCCCGUCAUUCUGAGCAGACUGAUGGACUGAACCAAGACUGAACUGACGCCAGACUGAGCGUGUAACCUAUGUCUUAGUGUAAGAGAUGAAAAAUGAUCAAAUUGUUUCGAUCAUUUAGUAGUUUCAAUAAACCACAUAAGAUCUACUUUCAGACCAACUGGUUUGCGUCAUAAAGCAGUUGUAAAGCCUAAAAAAAUUCAAAAGUAUUGUUAAUCAGACCAUACUAUCUACAUACAAAAUAUCAUUCAACAAAAUUGAUACUUAUUUUAUAAGCACUUUAGUUAGAAAAAUCAAUUAUUGUUCCAUAAACGUAGGUACAAUGUUUACUUUUGUAAUUAAUAUAUAACCUUACUGGUCUAUGUAAUUAGAAUGAAGAUUUAUAAGUUUAGAAAAAGCCCAUGUUACUUAUAUUGUUACACAAGUAGGGUUUUAUAAAUUGAGAAGACAGAUUUUGUCAAUGUAUUUUAUUAUUCUUUGAUUUCAUUUGCCAGUGAAUAUUCCAAGGUGAUAUUGAAUCCGUCCAUACUGUGCCUUUAAUAAAUAUUUUACAAAU